GCCGUUGUUACCUCGCUCCAAAAGGUUCUCGACAGACUUGGAGAGCACCACGAGUCGAGGUGUGCGUACACCCGGGGGGCUGGCUCGACAUGCCGUGGAUCGGGAACUGAUUUUUUCUGAAGGGAGACGCUCAAGAUCCGUCCGAGUCUCCUUUUCCUUCCUUUGUUGUGUUUCCUCUUGCAAACGUUUUUUAGGCCUCUCUUCUCAUCGCGCUGUCGUCAGCGCUGCUCCUACGCACAACAAGCCUUUUUCCCGGUGUCCCGGCGAUACGUCUCACUUCGUUCUCGUUUCCAGAAAGGUGCAGGAAACCUUGCAUCCCUUUCUUCUUCUCUCUCUUUCGUUCUUUUUGUUAUCUCUUUCGUCUGCUCCUUUGUCUCUUUCUUCUCCCUUGUCCUCUUCUUUCGUUUGCUGCCCGUCCCGUCUCUCUCAGGUUUCCUUUUUCCCUCGAUGCCUGAACGGCUUCUAUCUUGUUCCUCGCCUCUCCGCAGACACCGCGCGUCUUUUUCGUCUGCUGCUUUCCAAUAAUCGUUUCCUCCGUGCGGAGCUCUGAGCUCUUCCUGCUCCUUGCCCAGACCUUUUCACUCUCUCCUCCUGGCUGAGAACAGAGAGCAGAGGGGGAGGGGGGUGGGGGAGCUUGACGCCCUACGAGUUAGAAGAAAAAAAGGCCGCUUCACUCGGUUUCUCACUUCACACGGAAGAGGCGCAUGCGAGCGGAUUCCGACUCCUAAGGAGGCGAUUAGGAAACCUUUUCGAGAGCCGUUUCUCAGCAUGACAAACGCAGGAAAGAGCUCUUCUUGCCCCCCUUGCAGUGGCGAGGCGAAGAAGCGCGAGGACACAGAGGAAGGCCGAGCGGGCGGUCGAGGAAACAGCGAGAACGGCGACGACAGAGCGGAGGCAUCCCCGUCACGAGGUUCUCUGUGUGAAAGUGCGAGGAAGGUUUUCGACGAGAAGCUUUUCACCUCCUCGUUCUUCAGAGAAGUUUGGGAGCGGUCUCCACUGCUGCUGCGAAGCUCCGAACUUGGCGCUCAUCCGUUCUCAGGACGCAAAUUCAUUUCAGAGGAAGACAUGGUCCGCAUGUGCUACAGAGGCGCGAUAGCGGAGACACUCAAAGUAUUCCAGGAAGGCAAACUCUACGACCCCCCGCAGAUCUCCUUUCCAGAAGAGGCAUGCGUCGACAUCAGUGCCAUCCGUCCACCGCCUCGCGCUGCUUCUUCUUCUUCGGGGGAGAGGUCGAGUGACCGCGAGGGGAAGAAGGCAGAAACCGGAAAGAUGGAGGAGGGGGGGGAGAGGCACAGAACCACGACAAGCGCUAGUCUUUCGCGAGCAACUUGUCGAUAUCUCGAAGGAUGCAGUUUAGUGAUCAAUCAGGCAGACAGAACUCUGGAAAUUCUUCAAAGCAUCUGCCAGCACUUGUCCAAAAAAUACUUCUCCCAUGUUUUCGCUGUCUCCUACCUGACGCCGCCGAGAACGCAUGCAGUCAAAACACACACGGACGACCAGGACGUCUUUCUGCUCCAAGUGUGGGGGUCGAAGGCGUGGAAGAUCUGGACGCCUCCUCAAAUUCUUCCUUUGACCGAAGAAAUGCUCGGAAAACGCGAAGCCUUCCCUGACGAUCCUGGGAAGCCGCUGCUGGAGUUUGUGUUAAAGGAAGGCGACAUUCUGUACAUUCCCCGAGGAUUUCCGCAUGCAGCGGUGACAACGGAGGAACCGUCUCUCCACAUCACUCUCACUGUCCCCACUGCUGAGUUUGCGUAUGUCACCUGUCUGCAAAGACUGGUGAAGAGUCUCGUUCUCACCCACACACUCCCCUCAGACACAGAGCGACGGUGCCGCUCUGCUCUCCUUCUUAAGGACGUCCCCGGAGCCGCGGAAGACCUGCAUGCACUGCGUGCGGCGGUCGAUGCAUGCGCAGAGCAAGUGGCGUCUCGACUGAACUACGAUGCACUCUGCAACUCCCUCAGCAGUCAACUGGAAACAGUCAACGCCAUGCAGAGGCGCCAGUUCCUUCGUCUUCAGGCCGUACCCGUUUCGACGCCUUUCACAGAGACAUCGCUGGUGGCGCUUGCCGCAGGCCUAACAUGCAAGUGCGAGGAAGGAAGCGCGGAGGCGGUGUUCUUCAAGGGAACUCAGAGUCUGACGAUGAAGAUCUGCCCGUCCGCGUCGAAACUCAUCAACGUUCUCGCGAAUCGACAACCUGCAACGGUUUGCGACCUGCCGUGCAAGGACCCCUUUGAGCGCUUCUGCGUUCUUCUCGUCCUACACAGCAAGGCUCUGAUCGACGUUCUUUCUCGCUGACGCAUGCGCAGAAAAUCCUCCUUUCUCGCUAGACCUUCUGUCUACACGGACCGCUAAUGUGUACGCAUGUCAACACACACCAUUAAAUAGAGAAAUAUAUAUAUAUAUAUAUGUGUGUGUAGAGGGAUAGAUAUGCAUCUGCGUAAGUAGGUUUUGGGAGACUCCGCACAAGAGCAGCUGCAGGCGUCUGUCUAUACGCCCGAGUGAAUGGGCACAGUAAAUCAGGCACACUGGCCUCCAUGUUCAAAAACAGAUAGCCUAUAUAUAUAUAUAUAUAUAUAUAUAUGCAUGUAUGUAGGAGUAUGCAUAUAUAUAUAUAUAUAUAUAUAUAAAUAUGGUUGUGCAUGAAUUUGGGAAGCAGGAAGUGCAGAAACCCACCCUGCCUUCAGUCGCGUUUCGUUUUCCGAGUUGAGGUGCGUACGUUUGACGAAGGAGCGCCGAAGUAGAGGAAAUCUCCUCACGAGCGCGCACAGGCGCUCCUGAAGAGAUGCGCUUUCAAGGGAGAUGCGAACCUCUCUUUUUUUGGGUGGACGUUUCAAGAGUGUCGAGAGAAGAGAAAAUGAUGAGGCGACAAAGAAGCAGCACACCUCUCGUCGUCGCGGCUCGUUAAAUCGUUCUGAGGAAAAUGCUUUUUCAAACAGCAGGCAGAAGCCGCACAGGAAACGGCAUUCUUGCCCGAAACUGCGGUGUACGUACACUCGGGGAUCCGCUACCUAGCCAGGUGUAUGUACAGCGCUGGGAUCCACCAGCCAGUCCGUUUUUUUCAAAGUUUGAUUUGCAGUGGUUUUCUAUUGAUGUAUUUGUCUGUGUUCAUUCGAGUCAUCUGCCCCUGCCUGCUACGCAUGCGCUGAGGUGCAAGUCGUGUAUUGCCCUCUUCAUUAAGGCGCGUCAACAUAUCAUGUGCGUUUACGCGUUUUCCACGAACGCUGAAAAGUGGAGAAGCACCCAGGGAACAGGGUACCAACUGCUGUAGGACUGAAGAUUCGUGUGUCUGUAUUUUGUGUUCAUUUCCACCUUCUGUCACCCUUUUCGCUCUUCCAGUCCUUGAGCUAUCUCUGCGGCGGUAGAAAGCCUCCGUCUGAAGACGGCUGAAAAAAUGUUUUUUUUCUGAAAACAAUCUGUGCUUCGGAUGCUGGCGCCUGCCUCCCUAACCAACCUCUGCUGUCUUCCCC
Messenger RNA from Toxoplasma gondii ME49, 3467 nucleotides. RefSeq names its product histone lysine demethylase JmjC NO66. Gene Ontology annotation, molecular function: histone H3K36 demethylase activity; histone H3K4 demethylase activity. Gene Ontology annotation, cellular component: nucleolus. Lineage: Eukaryota; Apicomplexa; Conoidasida; Eucoccidiorida; Sarcocystidae. Bases 769 to 2295 code for a protein of 508 amino acids. The transcript has 12 exons. The record is from RefSeq and is a predicted model, not a curated record.